AAAAAAAAUACCUGAUUAGUGGCACUGGCGUUCAUAUAACUAAGUAUGGUCACGAUCUAGUCACGCCUAAUAAUAGUAUGUUGUAACAAAUAUAAAAUUAAAUCUAUGCGAACACGUACUGAGUAGGCUGCGCAAACUUUUUGCGGUCCAAAUCUAGCGUGCAAUUUGCAUCACCAAAUCUAAAGGACAUGCCCGCCCACGGAGUCAUCUUGACCAAAUAUAAUGUUAAGGCUUUAUAACGAACGUUUGUUUCGCUUUGUUAUUUCGGCCUCGAGUGUACGCCCACAACCCACCAAAAUAUCAAGACCUCUAAUUUUCCUGUCAUUUGCGCUUCGCAGCAACAGGUGCUUUAGAAGGCGGUGGGAGAGGCGGACCAAAUUGUGCCGGUUUCCAAAUAAUGUACAUUUGUAGAUCUAGGAGUGGUUUUGAUGCGUGUUCCGAAGUCGUGUAUCUUGCAGAGUAUCGCAGCGUUGUAUUAAUAACAUCGAAGAACGACAGGGAAUUAAUAGUGACGCGUUAGAUGGAAAUUGAUUAGCUUUUACUACUACACCUUAGGUUUACGACGCUUGUAUCUGGGCCGAAUUAAGUUUCAACUAAAUUAUUUUAGUAGCGGAUGAUGUUGCAAAAGACACUUGAAUAGUUUGCGUGUUGUGUAGCAAUUUCGCUAUGUUGAUGGAUGACUUGUGUGGCUUCACAUACCUACGUAACUAAUUUAGGUGAUGCUUGCAUCUGUAUACUCAUUUAAUUAAGUAUGUGCCUAUGGAUGUAAAUUAUGAAUGUAAUCUCUCUAAACUAAUAGCUAAAACAUUAAUGACUUUCAAGACAUUAUGUACCUACAGAUGUUUUCGAGAUGAUGAUGGGCGUAUCAACAUAGUAGAUAAUAUCCGAAAUGCCAAGAUGAUCUGAUUGACUGAUAAUAUGUUUCUAUUUUCACUCAUUAAGCACAUGCGAAUUUAUAUAUAAUACUUAGUGGCCGAGCGAAGGAGUAGGUCUCAGUUUCAGCAUGGGCAAAAAUUCUUUUGUACCUAUGUCCGGAUGUUCACCUCUACAGGUCGCAUUUCUCAAUUGAAAUUCGUGAAACGUGGAGCAGGCUUGAUAAUUAAAUAUCAUUUGUCGAUUCGGAUUUUAGAGUUUUUUUUUUUCAAAAUGGCGGUGCCAUGGGGGUUCGAGAGGUCUACAGCUCACAGAGCCACUAGUACAAUCUAUGUUUAAGUAAGUUCUUAUGUUAGCUCCGAACUAUACAAAAUUAUAUUACGUAGGUGCAGCUACUAAGUACUAAAGAUGGUGGGCUGCUAUAUACCCUCUUAAUAAAAUAAACAACGCAGUCACAUUUAGUUACAUGAAGCUACACUAACAACAUGAAUAUUUAUCUCCGUGUAUCAUUAAUCGGCCCGUCAAACCAAACACGCCCGGACAGCUGAAGCGUGAACUCAUUACAGCGACAGACCUGAAACUACAUCUUAUCGGCUCUUACAGUCAAUUACAGUGACAUUACUACGAAGGGAAUGAAUCAGCAGAGUGGUUUUAUAAAGAGUAGUUUAUCUUUUAACAAACAUUUCUCACAAACAAAAAAACAAGUUAUGAUAUACGCUACAAGGGCACAGUUAUACUGGACAAGGAAGUGCUAGUAGUACUGCAUCCGAGAUUUAAACCCCAAAUGUGAAUUCCUAAAAGUUAAGAGAUAGGUUACUGCGUUCAGUCUUGAAACUGUGGAGGGAGCGCCCAACAAGUUGCCUAGAGUAUCGUGAGAUGCCGCCGCGCGUAGACGCGAGCGAGUGCGCCGAGCGCGCUACUCGCGCCCUUAAUACAUCCUUAUCAAUCCUUAUCAAACCUUAUCACUUACUCAUCGCAAACGAACUCCGAUCGAUUCAGCACACUCGCGAAUAUCCCGCUUAAUAUGUGAGAUUUAAUUAUGAUCAUGAUCAGGAAUAUUGUGUUUAAUUUGUGUGUUUAUGUGUUAUUGGAAUACGCGAGUGGCCAAGUGCCUCAACAAAUACAGAACAAAUUGGUCUGCAUUGAGCAUGAUUCGUGUGGUGCGUGUCUGUCGGCCGCCUCGCACUGCCGUUGGUGCGCGGACCCGUCUUUCAGCGCUGCUGCCAGAUGCAACGAUGACGAGAGCUUAGUGGCUAGUGGCUGCAAAGAAGACAUGAUCCAGAAGCCAGCGAUGCCGGUGUGGCAGGUGGCCGAGAACCGAUCCCUCCAAGAUGUGGAUUCUGACGACGUCGAGGCAGUGGUGCAGAUACAACCACAGAGGGUGCGGCUGUCACUCAAACCACGAGAGACCGUGAAGGUAAAAUUCUCAUAUAGACCUGCGAAGAACUACCCGCUCGACUUGUACUACCUGAUGGACUUGACGUGGUCGAUGAAGGAUGAUAAGGAGACGCUGGUCUCGCUCAGAGACGACUUGCCGAGCAUGCUGAAGAACCUAACUGAUAAUUUUAGAUUAGGUUUCGGUAGUUUCGCGGACAAACCAGUGCUGCCAUAUAUAAAUAUCGAUGAAAAACGCCGUGAGAACCCUUGCAACGUCGAAGAGGAAAAAUGUGAACCUACAUACAGUUACCGGCACCAUCUCUCUCUCACUAACCAGGUGACCGACUUCAUCAAGAACGUUAACGACAGCAAGGUAACAGCCAACCUGGACGACGCGGAAGCACAACUAGACGCCCUAGUGCAGGCCGUGACCUGCGGGGCAAAAGUAGGCUGGUCGCUACACAGCAGGAAGAUCGUCAUCCUGCUGUCUGAUGGGCUGCUGCACACCGCGGGAGAUGGGAAGCUUGGUGGAGCUAUCAGGAAAAACGACGAACAGUGCCAUUUGGACGAUAAUGGAUAUUACACCGAGUACUCCAUUUAUGAUUAUCCGUCGCUCGCCCAAGUCUAUAGACUCUUAGAUAAGUACAAGGUGAACGUAAUAUUCGCCGUGACGGAAAGAGUGAAGGAUCAUUACGACAGCAUUCACCAGCUGAUGGCCGAUUUCACGUACGUCGCUAAGUUGGAGAGUGACAGUUCUAAUAUAUUGAAGCUAGUCAAAACGGGUUACGAAGACAUCGUGAGUGUCGUGGAUUUUGAGGACGACUCUAGCGCAGGGCCAGUGAAGGUCAAGUACUUCACGGAUUGUGGAGUGAAAGGGGGCUCGCUUAUAGAGUCCACGCGGUGCGCCGGCGUCGAAUACGGCAUGACGCUUAACUACGAGGUCCAUGUCACAUUGGAGUCAUGCCCCGAAUACAAGAAGUCAAACCAAACGAUACGCAUAACGGAGAGUCAGCUAGGCCAGGACUCGCUGACGCUCGAGGUGGAGGUCCAGUGCGGAUGCGAGUGCGAGACUAACACCGAUCAGGAUUCGCGGACUUGUCCGGCCAACUCGCAUCUCGUUUGCGGCGUGUGCCAGUGCAAUAAGGGGUGGUCUGGCCCCUCAUGCGAUUGCUCCAUAGAGGACGAGGAGAAGUCCAUGGCGCUCAUCGCGCAGUGCCGCGCGCCGAACGCGACGCACUACAUCCCGUGCUCGGGCGCCGGCGACUGCAUCUGCGGCAUUUGCAACUGCGACCGCGGGUUCAACGGGAAAUACUGCCAGUGCAAGGCGUGCGAGAUUAAUCGGGAGAACGGCAUAGAAUGCGGCGGCGUCGGGCGCGGUGACUGCGCCUGCGGUCAGUGCGUCUGCGUUGAAGGCUGGAGCGGCAGCGCGUGCGAUUGCGUCGACAGGAACGACACGUGCAUCGCGCCGGGGGGAGGGGAGGUGUGCUCGGGGCGAGGGGACUGUGUUUGUGGUCGUUGCGAGUGCUCAUCCUCGGAGGAAGGCAGCAAGUAUACGGGGGCGUUUUGUGAGACGUGCGCAACGUGCGAGAACCCGCUUUGCGCGAACGCAGAGCCUUGCGUCUCCUGUUUUCUUUCCAAGAACUGUACUGAGGUGUGCAUCAUUGGAGGCAGCAACUACACUGUGGCUGAGAAACUCUCAGAGACAGUUACGGAAGGCAGCGAGGAAGUCUCCUGCAUUCUCCGAGUAGAAGAGGGCAGCCAGGAGUGUGAAUACAGGUACACCUACAGCGCUAGCACCCAAGAUAUGGUUGCCAUGGAAAUUGUCAUCCGCUCCAAGCAAUGCGGACAGCUGACAAGCGCCAAGCUCAUGACCAGUGCCCUAAUCAUCAUGGCCUGUGUUAUAGCAGGCGGUAUAGUCAUAAUCAUGGGCAUAAAGAGUGCACAAAUAGUGUCUGAUAGACGUGCAUAUGCUAAGUUUGCUCAGGAAGCGGAAAUGAGUAGGUUAAACGCUCAGGAAUUGAACCCGCUGUAUAUAUCGCCGAUCACUGAGUUCAGGUUACCGGAGAGUUUCCCUAGGGAUAAGAAUGAUUAGUUUUAAGAACUUUAAAGUGUGGUUUAUGACGAAUGGGGUAUGAUUUUGAGCAUUUCUUUUAUGUAUUCGUUUUUAAAAUAGAUCCCCAGUUGCGCCGGGUCGGAGGGUGUGUAUAUAAUUAUAUUACCUAUACUUAUAUCAAAAU
Molecule: messenger RNA, 4487 nt
Organism: Cydia pomonella (codling moth)
Lineage: Eukaryota; Metazoa; Arthropoda; Insecta; Lepidoptera; Tortricidae
Product: integrin beta-nu-like
Exons: 13
Coding region: 1913-4342 (809 amino acids)
Biological process (GO): cell-matrix adhesion; integrin-mediated signaling pathway; cell adhesion mediated by integrin
Cellular component (GO): focal adhesion; integrin complex; cell surface
Molecular function (GO): integrin binding
Source: RefSeq, a predicted model, not a curated record